Molecule: messenger RNA, 5407 nt
Organism: Girardinichthys multiradiatus
Lineage: Eukaryota; Metazoa; Chordata; Actinopteri; Cyprinodontiformes; Goodeidae
Gene: sec24c
Product: SEC24 homolog C, COPII coat complex component
Exons: 25
Coding region: 203-3964 (1253 amino acids)
Biological process (GO): COPII-coated vesicle cargo loading; endoplasmic reticulum to Golgi vesicle-mediated transport; intracellular protein transport
Cellular component (GO): endoplasmic reticulum exit site; COPII vesicle coat
Molecular function (GO): SNARE binding; zinc ion binding
Source: RefSeq, a predicted model, not a curated record
ACGGCGUCCGGAUGUGGACGUGGCACAGCGCUGCAGCAGUUCCGUUGAAUGUCCGCUUCUGCUACCGAGAAGGGAUUAGUGAGCAACACCCCGGGACGGCAUCGGCUUUUAGUUCUGUCGGCCACAGGGCUUCCUCGUUUGCCUCGAACAACGGAUUGCCUUACUAUUUACACCUCUACCGAGAUUUAGGGAUGAUCUGAGGAUGAAUGUAAACCAGCACACUCCAAUGGCCUCUCCUUACGGCCAGCCCCAGCCUGGCUACGGUCAACCCAGCUACGCUCCCCUGGAUGGGGGAUACCCUGCCCCUUAUGCACCUUACAACGGCCCUGCUUCAGCCUAUCAGCCUGGAGUUCCACCACAAGGUUAUUCUCCUUUCACAAGCUUUCCCUCUAAGGCUGUGGCAGCCAACCCAGUCUCUGACCUCUCCUCUCCUCUUGACUUAGGUCCAACAAGGGGUCCUCCCACCUCUGCACCUCCCCCUGCUUCAGCCCCUCAGCAUUACAACCAAUACACCCACAGUCAAGGGGACGUGCAAAAUGGACCCCCACCUAUGACACAGGCACCGCUCAGGCCUGCUGCAGCCCAGCCGUACAACCAGGGACAUAUGAACAUGACAGGGCCGCUCGCAUCCUAUCCACAGCACUACGGGCCUCCACCUCUGAUGCAACAGGUCACCAAUCAGAUGACUGGGAUGCAGAUCACAUCCGGCCCACCAACCGCUGCAGGGCCAGGAUAUGCUCCUCCUCACAGCUCCCAGCCUCCCAUCAAUACUGCCUACACUGCUGCUACUCAGUCCUCCUACACCCAGGUUUCCCCUCCCGCAUCAUCUGCUCCCACCCAGCCUCCACCUCCAAGUGGUCCUGCAGCUUCUCAGGAGUACUAUAGAGGCCCUCCACCUCCUUCUCAACAGCCAUUUGACUCAUCUCUUCCCCCCACCUCCCAGCAGCACUUAACCUCUUCUCUUCCACCACCACCAUCCCAGCAGACAUUUCCCCCCUCCUCUUUUUCGGAUCCAGCACCUCGCCUCCAAGCCCCAGCAGUUUCCCAACCCCAGCCGCCCUUCCCUACUCCUCAACCGGCUUUCCCAUCAGCAACACAGUCUGUUAGCCAGCCUGGCUUUCCUGGUGGUCCAACUCCAUCGGCUCAAGGCUCCUUUUCACCUCAACCGACACCACCUUCCUCUCAGCCAGGGUCUUUUCCUCCCCCUGGUCCUCCUCCCACCUCAGCUGCCUUGGGUCAGUUCAUCAACCCCAUGGCUCAGCAACAGCACCCUCCUGCAACCCAGCCAUCACCCUACCACUCAGGACCCCCGCCUCCCAGAGCUCAAAUGCCUCCAACCUCAAUGGGACAGAGCUACCACCAGCCUCCUGGACCACAGGGUCCUCCGGGCCCUCCAGGUCCUCCAGGACCCAUGUCGCAGCCUCCCGCUCAGCCUGGCAUGCAGACUGGAUACCCUCCUCAACAAAAUGGUGCAUUUGGGCAAGUGAGAACCCCUCAGCCUGGAUAUCCAGGUCCUUAUCCUGGACAACCAAACUAUGGAGCACCAGCUCCUGCCCCAGCUCCUGCUGCACAGAAAAGACUUGAUCCGGAUACAAUUCCCAGCCCGCAAGCGUCUGACAUGCCGGCUGUGCAGAAAUCAAGACAUAGAAUAGAUCCAGAUGCUAUCCCAAGCCCAAUCCAGGUAAUAGAGGACGACAAGGCUAAGACCACUGAGCCAUUCACGACAGGGGUCAGGGGUCAGGCCCCCCCUCUGGUCACAACCACCUUUCAGGUCAAAGAUCAAGGAAAUGCUAGUCCCAGGUUUGUCCGCUGUACGGCCUACAAUAUGCCGUGCACGUCCGAUAUGGCCAAGCAGUCCCAGGUCCCUCUGGCUGCCGUCAUCAAGCCCCUCGCCACGCUGCCCCCAGAUGAGACCCCUCCAUACGUGGUGGACCACGGCGAGGCCGGUCCAGUCCGCUGUAACCGAUGCAAGGCCUACAUGUGUCCAUACAUGCAGUUCAUAGAGGGAGGUCGCCGCUUCCAGUGUGGCUUCUGCAGCUGUGUCACAGAGGUGCCUCCGCAAUACUUCCAGCAUCUGGACCACACCGGUAAGAGAGUGGACUGCUACGACAGGCCGGAGCUGUCGCUGGGCACCUAUGAGUUCCUGGCAACUGUUGACUAUUGUAAGAACAACAAGGUUCCUGAGCCCCCAGCUUUCAUCUUCCUCAUCGAUGUGUCCUACAAUGCAGUGAAGAGCGGCAUGGUCAACAUAGUCUGUAAUGAACUCAAGAGCCUGCUUGAUCUUCUGCCCAGGGAAAACCCAGAAAUGGAUUCUGUGGUGCGGGUGGGUUUCGUCACCUACAACAAGGUUCUGCACUUCUACAACGUGAAGUCGACUCUCGCCCAGCCCCAGAUGCUGGUCGUGUCCGACGUGUCGGACAUGUUUGUGCCACUGCUCGACGGGUUCCUGGUAAAUGUGAACGAAAGCCGGCAAGUCAUCGAGAGCUUGUUGGAGCAGAUCCCAGAGAUGUUUGCAGACACCAGGGAGACAGAGACGGUCUUCGGACCCGUCAUCCAGGCAGGACUGGAAGCUCUUAAGGCUGCCGACUGUGCCGGGAAGCUGUUUGUGUUUCACACCUCUCUGCCCAUCGCGGAAGCUCCUGGAAAACUGAAAAACCGAGAAGAUAAGAAGCUAAUCGGGACUGACAAGGAAAAGACUCAGUUUCAACCGCAGGUUGGAUUCUACAACAACCUGGCUAAGGAGUGUGUCGCCCAGGGAUGCUGUGUGGAUCUUUUCCUCUUCCCUAAUCAGUACGUCGAUGUGGCCACGUUAGGAGUGGUUCCUGUCUCCACUGGAGGUUCAGUCUAUAAAUAUACCUAUUUUCAGGCUCAGACAGAUCAAGAGCGAUUCCUGAAGGACCUCAGGCGAGAUGUUCAAAAACAAGUCGGGUUCGAUGCCGUUAUGAGGGUGCGGACAAGCACAGGGAUCCGAGCGACAGACUUCUUCGGCUCAUUUUUCAUGAAUAACACCACGGAUGUGGAGCUGGCGGGCCUGGACUGUGACAAGGCCAUCACUGUCGAGUUCAAACAUGACGACAAGCUCAGCGAGGAGACCGGAGCCCUCAUGCAGUGUGCCGUGCUGUACACGAGCUGCAGCGGUCAGAGGCGUCUGCGCGUCCAUAACAUGGCUGUGAACUGCUGCUCGCAGCUAGCCGAUCUCUACCGCAACUGUGAGACGGACACGAUCAUCAACUACUUCGCCAAAUAUGCUUUCAGAGGUGUUGCAAACAACCCCACCAAGGCUGUGAGAGACACUCUGGUCAACCAGUGCGCUCAGAUCCUGGCUUGCUAUAGAAAGAACUGUGCCAGUCCAUCGUCUGCUGGUCAGCUCAUCCUACCGGAGUGCAUGAAGCUUCUCCCCGUUUAUCUGAACUGCGUGAUGAAGAGUGACGUCCUGCUGCCUGGAGCCGACGUCUCAUUGGACGACAGAGCUUACCUCAGGCAACUGAUUGGCUGCAUGGACGUCGCAGACACCCACGUCUUUUUCUACCCCCGCCUGCUGCCAGUGAUGAAGUUGGAAAGCGGCUCUUUGCCCGUAGCAUUGAGGGACUCCGAGGAGAGGCUCUCCAAAGGAGGAAUCUACCUGAUGGAGACAGGGCUCCACCUCUUCCUGUGGGUGGGAGCCAGCGUUCAGCAGGAGCUGCUCCUCAACAUCUUCGGCACUCCGAGCUUCAGCCAGAUCGAUCCAAACAUGAUAACUCUACCUGUCCUGGACAACCCGUUCUCACAAAGACUCAGAGAGAUCAUCGACUCCUUCAGGGCGCAGCGGUCACGAUACAUGAAGCUGAUGGUGGUGAAACAGGAAGACCGAACCGAGCUGAUCUUCAAGCAUUUCUUAGUGGAGGACAAGAGCGCCAGCGGGGGAGCGUCAUACGUAGACUUCCUGUGUCACAUGCACAAGGAGAUCCGCCAGCUUCUCAGUUAAGGGCCUGGAGAUUCCCACCUUUCGCCCACGAGCCCCAGUCACCUUUCACCCUGCAAAUGUUUUCUUUUUUAACCCUACAAAAUAAAACUCUCCUUGCUGUCUGGGGGCUGACCUCCAGCUCACAGAUCAAGUCCUGAAUGAUCGUUUGUGAUUGAGUGUGAGAGGGAAAAGCUUUACUCUGCCUCAGAUCUGCUGCUCCUGCACAGUAAGGGCAUAAUAACUGACAAGGAAGGGUAAUGUAUGUAAGAGAACAACUAUGUAUGCAACAGACUGAUAAUGAAAGAGGAAGCUUGAUAACUAUAGUUGUAUUGUCUGUAUUAAUAGCACUGAAAGGUUUUUCUUUUUUGGGUGGGGAGGGCUUAAAUGACUCAGAUAGCAAACACUUUUUAUAUAUGAUUGAGUCCCAGUACAGUGACAGACAUCUAUGUAUGGAAAUAAAAGUAAAUAAAUGCUGUUUUAGAUGUCUCUUAUCCACUUUAAUCAUGGCCUUAGUCCGCCAUGCUGCUCUAAUCCAUGGUGUGUGUGUGUGUGGCUGAUUUUUUUUAAAUCUGCCACUGUGCAUCAGGUGCAAUUAGAGUUUGAACUGAGUCAAAAAUGAUUUAAAUUUAAAUCAAACACCAGAUUGAAUAAAAAUAAAAGAAAGCUCUUAGUAAAUAAGUUUACAUCGGAUUUAAACGUGGCAACAUCUAGCUCCAAAAUCUGUUACGAACCAGAUGUGCACUUCAGAUCACUUUUAUUUGUCUGCUCUUCACCAAAAAAAAUAAAACGGCAAAAAAAAAUAAAACGACAGAUGAAGGAAGAUCGAUAGAGUUUUUGGGAGUUUUUUUAAUUCAAAUGUGAAGGAAAUGUUAGAAUCACUGACGUGCAGCGCUACAGACUUUAUAAGGAUCCAAAUCCGAGGCGUCGGAUGUCCAAACUUGUGUGAAAGAGUCUCCAGCUGAAAGAACCGAGCAGAGAAUGACAGCAGAUGCGCGAACUUUCACUCUUAUCCGCACUGAGAAGCUUUUCAGUGUGUAAAUAAAAUAUAUGAUGUGUACAGAAUUAAUAGAAAUUAACCAUUUUAAAGACCUGGCCGAGCAGCCGGGGUAUUGUGGUGUGUCACGAUCAACUGAGAUUUAAAAAUCGUGGAUUUACUAAAGAGUUUGGCUUUUUGAUAUGUUUCUGUGUUGAGUGAAUGAACGUGGGGUCGGUCCUGGUGAAUUUCUAACGGGGAACAGAGGGAUCAGCCAACACACAACCUUCUGGAUCAACUCUAUCACUUUCUGUUCUGUUUAAACGAUGUGACUUGUGUGUGUGUGUGUGUGUGUUCAGCCCUCUGUUCUGUCUUUACGUCCCAAUCGACCCGCCAUCUUUACUGUAAACAUUUUUUUUUUUCUCAUUUUUCUCUUUUGUUUUUCCAUUGCCUCCAGGGACUGCUAAUAAAAUGAUUGUUUAAAAGUGAAA